This is a messenger RNA of Cherax quadricarinatus, 6308 nucleotides long. Lineage: Eukaryota; Metazoa; Arthropoda; Malacostraca; Decapoda; Parastacidae. The record is from RefSeq and is a predicted model, not a curated record.
CUAGUGUUAUUGUGCAGGCACCUAGGGUUAUUGUGCAGGCACCUAGGGUUAUUGAGUGCAGGCAUCUAGGGUUAUUGUGCAGGCACCUAGUGUUAUUGUGCAGGCACCUAGGGUUAUUGAGUGCAGGCAUCUAGGGUUAUUGUGCAGGCACCUAGGGUUAUUGUGUGCAGGCACCUAGGGUUAUUGUGUGCAGGCACCUAGGGUUAUUGUGUGCAGGCACCUAGGGUUAUUGUGUGCAGGCAUCUAGGGUUAUUGUGCAGGCACCUAGUGUUAUUGUGCAGGCACCUAGGGUUAUUGUGUGCAGGCAUCUUGGGUUAUUAUGUGCAGGCACCUAAGGUUAUUGUGUAGGCACCUAGGGUUAUUGAGUGCAAGCACCAAGGGGGUAUUCCCCCCCCCCCCAGUAACCCUUUAAUCAGGACCAAGAGGCAGCUGGCAUAGAAUAAGUAAGUAAGUAAGUAAGUUUAUUCAGGUAUACACAAAUACAGUUACAUAGAAUUAUCAUACAUAGCAGCAUAUGUGUAGAGAACCUAGGAUAACCCAAAAAAGUCAGACAGUGACUUAUUUCCAUUGGGGUCCUCUGAUCUGACAAGCAUAAGACUCCUGGUAUUGUUAUAUUUAACCCCAAUAUUUAAAACUCUUAAGUUGUGCUCUGGAAAUGUUCACUUUCAUUGACCAGGGGAUCUGCUGUCACCGUCCCACUUUCCAAACCACCCACCUCAUAUGUCUGUGCUCAUUUCUGCUGGGUUCCAAUUUCCUUUCGUAGGAAACUGACCCAGGCUACUGGUGCUAUGACCCUUGUGGGUUUAGUGAUUCUUCAUGAAUACCUACAUGAUACCUACUCCAUAUAUGCACUUGGAACAGAUCGAAGUGAAUUAAGCUGCUGCCUGUUAAGAAAAAUGUAGAAUAUUGAUACAACAGAUUUUGACCUGUGAUCACAAAGCAACGGCAAUUACUAAAACACAUUAAUUUUUAUAAAGUAAUAAUAGUAAAGAACAGUACGUAUAUAAUCUAAGGCAGAAGAACCUUGAGAACUGUAUUUUAUAACAAGUUUAGUGAAUGAAGGAUGAUUAACUCUGCAAGAAAUACUAUCUAGCCAGCCUUCAAGAUAUAUUAGAUAUAUAAGUUGAUAUCAAGAUGACUGAAGCUGAUGCAAUAUUUAAGGGCAAAGUACACUACUAUGGAAGGGAACAGUAUUACCAAGCAAUGCAGGAUACUUGCCUUGCAGCCACUAAGAAAUUUGGCAGUGAUCCUGUGUAUCGUUUCUAUUCUGCUGUGUCUCACCUUCUGCAAGGCUGUACACAGGAAGCCAUCAGACAACUUCAGCCCCUGCAGAAUGAUCGAGAUAUAAUGCUUGGCACAUUGUUGGCUUUGAUUUAUGCUCACCGACACUGCCAAGUGGUGGAUCGUGAGGCUGUUGCACAGUUGGAUGCCAAGCUGAAAGAGGAAAGGAAGAAGGCAUCUGAAAUGCCAUUAUAUUAUGCCGGAAUGUUCCUUCUUUUAUCUGGAAAAGUUGAUAAAGCUCGAGAGUAUUUGGAUCGCAUGCUGAAACUGAGUCCAGAGCAUGAUGAGGGUUUAGUGCUGAAGGGAUGGAUUGAGCUGACAGCAGGUCGUGAGAGUAAGAACAGAAACAUAAUGCAGUACUUUGAUUCUGUUCUUCAGCACUCACCUCGACACAUGGAUGCGCUAUUUGGGAAAGCCAAACUCUAUGAAAGUCGAAAUUCCUAUAAAGAAUCCAUGGAGACGUUAAACCUGCUUGUUGUGGCUUACCCUGGCUUUACUGCUCCGUUAGUGGAGAAAAUGAAGGUUAAUCUUGCAGAACAAGACUGGGACCAGUGCCUAGAGUCUGCUAAUCGUGUUCUGGGUAUGGAUUCACACAAUGUAGAGGCCCUAAAAUACAAGACAUUAUAUUCUCUGUGUCGUCAGGGUAACUACGAGGAUACAGCACAGGGCUUACACAGUUUGUAUAGUGAGAUGGACAGAAGUGAACCAAAUAAUGCAUCAUUAUUUGUCCACAAUGCUCAGUUAUUUUCAAGACUGUGUGGGAGAAAUCGUCUUGUGCUGGAAGAAACAUACAUGAUGGCAAGUAAGGCAGCCAAGGUGGACACAGGAAGUGCUGAGUACCUGACAGAGGUGGGAUAUCAGUGUCUCCUUCAGGGACGCAACAAGGAGGCUACAAAGUUUUAUAAGAAUGCCACCAAGCUAGACGAAUCUUCAGUGGCAGCAUUAACAGGGAUAAUUUCAUGUCAGCUUUUAGAGGGUCAAGUGGAUAUUGCAGAACAACAAUUGGAGUUUUUAAAAGAGGUUCAGCGCAGUCUUGGAGCUUCACCAGAUAUCUUGUAUUUGUCUGCUGUACUGGGUCGUAUGAAAAAUCAACCCUCUGAAACAAUUCUAGGAAUGUUGCAUGAGGCCAUUGAUAAUCACUUCAAGAAUCAUCGGGGCAUGUCAUUUGGUGCCACGUAUCUUGCUGCACUCAAUCCUGACUUUUUACUCCUCAUUGUUAAUGAGUGCCUUCUUUAUGCACCUACUCAGCCAAGCCCAACAGAUGGAGUUAGUGAGAGUGUACCAGAAGUUGUGAAGCGAGCAUUGGGAGUGCUGGAGUCCAUCACACGUGCUUGCCCUGCACUCCUCACUGCUCUUAUAUUGUCUGCCCAUCUCAAGUUCAUCACUGGUGAUGUCAAAGGAGCUGCAACUUCCUUGCAGUAUGUACUGGAUAAUAUAGAUUCAACCAGCUCAGAUGCUCACCUACUGAUGGCACAGAUCCAGUUAUAUCAGGGUAAUUACAAGCAAGCACAGCAGAGCCUCGAAGUUGGUCUCUCGUAUAACUUUGAGGUGCGAGAACAGCCCACUUACCAUCUGGUACGAGCACGAGUUCUGAAGAAACAAGAGCAGUAUGUUGAAGCAAUUAACACGUUGAAGUCAUGUCUUAAUAUUGCUAAUAAUCGACCCACUACAACUAAAGGUACCCGAAACAAGGCUGAGAUGACAGUACCUGAUCGAGUUUCUAUAUUUUUGGAGUUAUGUGACAUUUACCGGCUAAAUAAUCAACCUACUGAAGCCUCCAACAUCAUGACACAAGCCAUGACUGAAUUUCAGGGUACGAGUGAGGAGAUAAGACUAAACAUCGCAAGUGCAGAUUUAGCACUGAUGCGUGGAGAUGUAGAACAUGCUUUAUCUAUGCUGCGAGCAAUAGGACCGGAGAAACAAUAUUAUCUUCAAGCUCGAGAUAAAAUGGCUUCCAUCUACCUGAAUGAGCUCAAAGAUAAGCGAAUGUUUGCAUCAUGUUACAGAGAGGUGGUAGAAAAGAAUCCAACUCCUCAGAGCUAUUUGAUGCUUGGUGAUGCUUAUAUGUCCAUACAAGAACCUGAUCGUGCUAUUGAGGUUUAUGAACAAGCUUUGAAGCGCAAUCCAAGAGACUCUGUUCUUGCAUGUCGCAUGGGCAUGGCACUAGUGAAGACUCAUCAGUAUGGAAAAGCUAUUAAUUAUUAUAAAGAAGCUAUUAAAACAGGAAGUAGUAACCAGUUAAGAUAUGAUAUGGCAGAGCUACAGAUGCGCUUGAAACAAUAUGAUAAAGCUGAGAAAACUAUUGCACAAGCUCUGGAUGCUGAAAGUUACAAUCCUGUUGAUCUCAACUCCAUGCUUUCUCAAGCAAAACUGCUCAAUCUUCAAGCAAAGGUGCAUGAACGAGCUGAGAAUUACGAACAAGCACUCUUAACUCUGAGUAAGGGUAAAGAUGUUCAAGUGAGAGUAAUGAAGAGAGCCCAGGUGGAGUUACCAGACACAGUUCCUGAACAAAGACAGUUGGCUGGCAGCAUGUGUGGGAGGAUGGCAGAGCAUGCAGCAAACCAGCGUGAUUAUGAACAAGCGAUCAAGCUUUACAAGGAAGCUCUCCAGUAUGAUCCAGAACAUGCUCCAACCCUCCUGGCUUUAGCCAAAUUGUACAUGCAGAUAAAUGACUUGGACCAGUGUCAGUAUACAUGCAUGACACUGUUGAGGACAGAUAAGGAGAAUGAUAGUGCUACAGUGAUGAUGGCAGACUUGUCUUACAGAAGGAAUGAAUAUGAUACUGCGAUGUUUCAUUUCCAGCAGCUUCUUGAUCGUCGUCCAGCAUACUUCCCAGCCUUAGCACGACUUGUAGAGGUUAUGAGAAGAACUGGAACUCUAGAUGAAGCUGAACCUUAUCUGGAUCGAGCAGAGCAGGCUAUCCUUAGACCAAGCACUGAUCCAGGUUAUAACUUUUGCAGAGGGUUAUAUGACUGGUAUUUGGGAAAUCCAAAUUCUGCACUCAAGUUUUUCAAUAAAGCACGAAAGGAUCAAGAAUGGGGCCAACGAGCAAUUUACAACAUGAUUGAAAUUUGCCUCAACCCUGACAAUGACACUAUUGGUGGGGAGACAUUUGAGACUGUGGAUAGUGAGGUGAAUCACUCUGGAGCAAGAGACACUCUAGAUAUGGCCAUCAGAACAGCAGACAAGUUGCUGAAGGAACUACACCCCAAGCCAGGAGACCAACAAAUAAGUCUCCAGAUCCUUACCAACUUCCUCCUGUUAGCCACCAAACAAAAGGCUAAUGCUGAACGUGCACUACAGGAGUUCAUGAACAUUGCCAGUCAGGAGAGUUACAAGGAUCAUGUUGGAGCAAUACUUGGCAUGGCUACAGCCUACAUGAUACUUAAGCAGACACCACGUGCUCGUAAUCAACUUAAGCGCCUUGCAAAAUCUGUCUGGAACUUUGAAGAUGCAGAAUAUCUUGAAAGGUGCUGGCUACUUUUAGCAGAUAUCUAUGUGCAGACAGGAAAAUAUGACAUGGCAACAGAACUCCUAAAGGUAUGAUAUAAAGUAUAUAUUUUGUUUAAUUGGUGUAAUUUAAUGUGAAAGUGAUUUUCUCAUUUUCUAUUUAAAAAAUCAAUAUUUGUUUUCUUAUUGGAGGGAAAGGGCAUUCUUUAAUAUCAGAGUAGACAGAAUGUUCACUGUUCUGUCUAACAUGUCGUGGUAGCAAAAUAAUCUUGGUAAUUUUAGUUAUUUCUCUUUUCAUCUCGCUAAACAAUCUUUUUUUUUUUUUUUAACACGUCGGUCGUCUCCAACCAAGGCAGGUUGACCCAAAAAGAAAGAAAAUACUAUCAUCAUCAUUCAUCACUUCACCUCACUCACACAUAAUCACUGUCUUUGCAGAGGCGCUCAGGUACGACUUAAAAAGUCAACCUCCAAACUACCAAUAUCCCAAACCUCUCCUUUAAAGUGCAAGCAUUGUACUUCACAUUUCCAGGACUCAAGUCCAGCUAACCGGUUUCCCUGAAUCCCUUCACAAAAUAUUACCCUGCUCACACUCUGUUAAGUAUAUUAAGUAUAUAUGUAAUAGUCAUCAUUACUUGAAUGCUCACAUGGCUUGGUUCACCUGAUUUUUAAUGCAAAAACAGUUAAUCUUUGUGAAAUGCCAUAUGCUUUGGUGAGUUCACAGUACAUGUAUUUGCUUAGGUGAUAUUUGCAUAAUUCAUUCAGUUUCCCAUGUUUAAGUACCUACAGACACCUCAGGCAUAGCAUCUGCAAAUUUUGUAUUGUUGAUUAAUCACAAGAUCUUUGUUGAUAGCAGAGUCAUAUCAGUCAGUGGUAUAUGUUGUAUGCUCUUGGGUCAAGGAAGUGAAGCUACUUUUCCCUUCCUUAUAUCAAACCUGAUUACUUCCAUUCCCUAGAUGCUUUAAAACCCUUACAGGAUUGAUGCUUCCUUUUAAUACAAUAUUCACUAAUAAUCUUUCACAAGUUCACACUUUGGUACACUUACAUUCACGGGGAGCACUAAACUCAUAGGAGUCAUACAACUCCUUGGGCAGCGGGAGGCAUUCAGGUUCAGUUCUUUUGAUAAAGAGCCCCUCACUGGGAUUAAGGAACCUCCCUUGAGGGGUUCAGUACACUAAGAUUAAACAACAGGAUGUUCUAGGCCAAAAUUAGCUUGUAAAAAUAGAUGAAACUCUCCACAUUCCAAAACAGGUCUCCAUAAGUGUUGCUGAAUCAUGUCUAUCAAAUAUGUCAUGACUUUUUGUUGUUGCAGGUGAGAAAGACUAGUCAACCCUUUGAAUCUUCUGGAAAUUUGACCUCUGUUUCCACUUGACUUAUUCAUAGGUUAUUCGUGUAUUAACAGUUAUCCCUAUAUUUAUAGAAAUGCUUUAUGAAUUUAAAUGACAAUAAAUUACUCUUAGCCUUAUACAGCAUGAAAUACAAUACAUUCACAAGUCUUUGAAUUUCUACAAGUUAUAUAGACAGAAAUUAGAUAAAAUGAUGCAUUAAAAUUGAAAAUUGACUCACACUGCCAGUCUAAA